CGUUAGUCGAGUGGCUCCGGCGCAGGCGGUGUCCGUUAUACGGCGUCAGGUUACGGUCACGUCUAUAUAAGACCGUGGCGUCUUCUUCACCAUUUCAUUCGGUUUGAGACGCCCGGCCCAUGUGCCUUGUCUCUGUACGUGUUGGAUAGAACGCUCGUGCCGGUGUCGAGCACUGUUCGUUCCCUAGCCACAUUCGCUCAUUCGUUCGGGAUCUAGUGCUCGCUUCAUUCUCACCCUCGGGACACAGUUUAGUUAUUUGUGAACUUUAUUUCUGUUGAACAUUUUAUUUUUUCUUGUGAAACCCGAAAACAGUGAAGCAGGCUGCUGUACUCAGGAAUAGGUUCCUGUGUAGCUGUGAUACUUCUUCAAUACAUCGGUUGGCGCAGCCGUCGGCAUGAAGGGUGAUACGCUGCGCGUGGCGCGGCUUGCCUUGGUACUACUACAAGCAUCGUUUGCGUUCAGUCGAAUUGCGUUCGAGAAGCUGACCGAUGUUGAUUUCACUGGCACGGCGUAUUAUACCGUGCGCAACCUUUCUCUAUACGAGUGCCAAGGCUGGUGCAGGGAGGAGCCAGACUGUCAGGCUGCGGCCUUCAGUUUUGUAUUGAACCCAUUGACGCCGGUACAAGAGACACGGUGCCUUCUGCAGAAUGAUACUCAAGCCAACAACCCCAUGGCUACACCUCAGCGAGCGGUGAACACAUACUAUAUGGUGAAACUCCAAGUUCGGACAGAGAGUGUGUGCUUGCGGCCUUGGGCCUUCGAGCGUGUGCCUGGUAAGGCGCUGCGAGGCCUCGACAACGUCAUUAUCUAUACGUCCACCAAAGAGGCUUGCCUCGCCGCCUGUCUAAAUGAGAAACGGUUCGCGUGCCGAUCGGCGGAGUAUGAGUACGGCAGUAUGCGAUGUGCUCUCAGCGAUUCUGAUCGCCGCACCGCGCAACAUAUCGUGCAGCUUGUGGACACACCUGGCACGGACUAUUUUGAGAAUCUCUGCCUGAAGGCGUCGCAGGCGUGCAAGAACCACCGCAUAUUCACCGCUCCGCGCGUUGGCGUCGCUGAAGACAAAGUGGCACAGUACGCUGGGUUACACUACUACACAGAUAAAGAGCUGCAGGUGACGUCCGAUUCAGCUUGCCGUCUAGCCUGCGAGAUUGAGUCGGAAUUCUUGUGUCGUUCGUACCUCUAUCUGGGCGCGCCUCACUCCACCGCGUACAACUGCCGCCUGUACCAUUUGGAUCACCACACACUGCCUGAUGGACCUUCAGCUUACCUCAAUACAGAGAGGCCCUUAAUUGACGACGGUGAACCUAUCGGAAAAUACUUCGAGAACUUCUGCGAGAAGCCGCCGAGCAACUCUAACCCGGGCGGCGAGCUGCCUGUCACAAUUGAGCAUCAGCAGGACACGAACACAUCCAGUAACCUGACGAGGAACGACGCCAACUGCGACAAGACUGGCACUUGUUAUGACGUGUCGGUACUCUGUAAAGAUACAAGAAUCGCUGUGCAAGUCCGCACCAACAGACCUUUCAACGGUCGUAUUUAUGCCUUGGGCCGUUCGGAGACUUGUAACAUCGACGUUGUCAAUAGCGACCUCUUCAGGCUAGACCUUACGAUGGCUGGACAAGAUUGCAAUACACAGAGCGUCACUGGGGUCUAUUCCAAUACAGUCGUCCUCCAGCACCACAGCGUGGUUAUGACAAAGGCCGAUAAGAUAUACAAAGUGAAAUGCACUUAUGAUAUGAGUUCAAAGAACAUCACAUUCGGAAUGGUGCCAAUCAGAGACCCCGAGAUGAUUUCCAUUACUGCAUCUCCCGAGGCGCCAUCACCGCGCAUCCGUAUUCUGGAUGCACACCAACGGGAAGUCGAGACUGUGCGCAUUGGAGACCGUCUCACCUUCCGUAUCGAAAUACCGGAAGACACACCUUAUGGUAUCUUCGCUCGCAGCUGCGUUGCUAUGGCUAAAGAUUCGAAAACUACCAUCCAGAUUAUUGACGAUGAAGGUUGCCCUGUGGAUCCCUCAAUCUUCCCUGCGUUCACUCCGGAUGGUAACUCGCUGCAAACUGUGUACGAAGCGUUCAGGUUCACCGAAUCCUACGGAGUUAUCUUCCAAUGCAACGUCAAGUAUUGUCUUGGUCCCUGUUCACCAGCUGUAUGCGAAUGGGCUAUGGAGUCGAUCGAGUCCUGGGGCAGAAAGAAGCGUUCGUUGCCCCAAAACGAUACCGACAAUCACUCACAAGAAGAAAAUAUGAACAUUUCUCAAGAGAUCCUCGUGUUGGACUUCGGCGAUGAGAGACAGAGCACGGAUUUCCUAAGAUCUGACAAGCCAGGCGGUACAGUUUCUGAAGCUAAUUACGGUGAGAAAACCGUGACAAUAGUGGAGCCCUGCCCCAGCAAAAUGUCAGUACUUCUACUCGGAGUGGCAUGUGCGUUGCUGGUUUUACUUUACAUCGCGACAAUCUUCUGCUACUACAUGCGCAAGUGGCUUUCACCACCCAAACACAUGUCGUAAUCCUACCUAUUCUAUCAAGCUAAGAGGCUACCGACCACAGCAGUUUCAAAUUCAAACAAGGAGCUUGUGAUACAUUUUUGACUGAUGACAAAACUCAAGUUCACUGGUCAAAAUCCGUCCCGUAAUUAAGUAUUGUCCGUGGUGAUUACAUCCGAAUUGUUCUGAUAUUAUUUUUUGACCACCGCGAGUUUGUAUUUACUUUAGUGGUAAUUUAUUGCAUUUAGAAGCAUUUAUUAAUAUUAAGUAGGAAUAUGAAUAGAACAAAUAAACUGAUGGAUAAUUUUACUCUAAAACAGUUAUAGAUAAUACUUCAUUUAACUGAAUUUACAAUAAAGUUGAUUGGUAAUUUAUUACCCUCCGUUAGCAGCACUGAUGUGGGAUAUAGGAAAUUUUAAUUAUUAAGACAAUGCAUUUAUUAGCUGUAAGUGAUAACCAGUGUUUUGUACAAUUGUUGAGUACAUGGUACUUGAAGUGUGUGUGAAGACUUUGGAAUGAUCCCCGAAAAUUAUUGAAUUUUUACAUCAAUGAAUUUAUUUUUCUGUGGGAUUAUUCCGAAUUAUUUAAAUUGGAGUUAGUAUUGAUUUAUAGUUAGGGAACAUCAAAGCAUUUACUUUUAAAUAUAUUAGUGUGAGUUUUAAGACAUUCCAACUUUUAUAUGACCUUUUGGCAUAUAUUUUAUUGUAGCUUGCUUUUUAUGAUGUCAAAAACUUAAAACAUGAUUUUUUGUAAAUAAUUUUGUUUAUAUACAUAUUGUUUGGCUCUAACUUUUAGAUAUCCUGAAGAACUUUCAGUUGGGUUCUGUAGAAAUAUAAAUAGAACUAUGUUUAAUUGUAUUGACAUACAACCAAGUAGGUAGUCAUACAAAUAUAUAUUUGUUUCUCUUAACCCAACUUGAGACUUCUAUAUUAUUUAUUUAGCCUAAUUUUUACAUUUUACUAUUUAUUUUUUCAUUACAAUUAACAAAUGAAAUAAACUU
Chilo suppressalis (striped riceborer) is the source of this 3482-nucleotide messenger RNA. Lineage: Eukaryota; Metazoa; Arthropoda; Insecta; Lepidoptera; Crambidae. The record is from the annotation of a GenBank genome assembly.